Molecule: messenger RNA, 1572 nt
Organism: Didymosphaeria variabile
Lineage: Eukaryota; Fungi; Ascomycota; Dothideomycetes; Pleosporales; Didymosphaeriaceae
Exons: 3
Coding region: 1-1572 (523 amino acids)
Molecular function (GO): asparaginase activity; protein binding
Source: RefSeq, a predicted model, not a curated record
AUGGACGACACAUAUCCGGAGCUUCAGCUCCCGGAGUCGCGUGUGCUCAUUGUCAUCACAGGUGGAACGAUAUGUAUGCGCAAAUCAGCAGACGGUCUGGUGCCUGCAAGAGGUUUCUUAAAAAAUGGACUUGCUCCUCGGCCAGUCUUCAAUGAUGGGUCUUACCCGGAGCCGCUGGAGAUCGUGACCGACGACAAGGGCACGCGGAGGGCUGUUCAAAGUUUAAGAACACCAACCAGCGCCUACGAACGUCGAGUUAGGUACUCUGUGCUCGAGUUCGACACAUUGCUCGACAGCAGCUCUAUCAAUGCUGAAGGCUGGGAUCAGAUCGCAAAGACGAUUUACCGGAAUUACCAACUGUUCGAUGGAUUCGUGAUUCUCCAUGGCACUGAUUCUUUGGCGUACACAAGUUCUGCGUUGAGCUUCAUGAUGCACAAUUUGGGCAAACCUGUCAUUCUCACCGGAUCGCAGGCGCCGAUGAUGCAACUACAGACCGAUGCUGAGGACAAUCUACUGGGCGCUCUGAUCAUAGCGGGUCAUUUCAUGAUACCUGAGGUCUGCCUGUUCUUCAACUUCAAGCUCUUUCGCGGCAACCGGACCACCAAGGUCUCAGCAGACGACUUCAACGCCUUCGGUAGUCCCAACCUCCCACCUUUGGCGACCAUUACCUCGCUCAGGACUAACGUGUCGUGGGGCAAUGUGCAUCGAUCUACGAGCAUGUCGCCGUUCUCCAUCCAGACCCAGCUCGACACGACACACGUAGCCUGUCUCCGUAUCUUCCCGGGCAUGAAACCCGAAAUGGUAGACGCAGUACUGCACUUAGAGGGCCUCAAAGGCCUCGUGCUGGAAACAUUCGGAGCUGGAAACACUCCAGGUGGCCCCGACAGCCCAAUGACACGUACCCUGGCCGAUGCAGUAAAGAGAGGAAUCGUCAUUGUCAACGUAACGCAGUGCUUGAGCGGUAGCGUGAGCCCGCUCUACGCACCUGCGACCUUCUUGGGCCGAGUUGGCGUAGUCUUCGGCAUGGACAUGACGUCUGAAGCCGCCCUCACAAAGCUGGCAUACCUGCUGGCGCUACCGGGCGCAACAGCUGAGGAGGUUGCAAAGAAAAUGUCCGUCUCCAUUCGCGGUGAGCUGACAGAAAUGACACGUACACACUUCGAGCACCCGAAAACAAGUGGAACGCUUACUCCAGAGCUGUCCAGCCUGGCUGCGCUCGGAUAUGCAAUCCAGAAAGGCAAUUUCCAAGAUACGAGGGAUAUUAUUCGCGGCGAGCCUCGUUGGCUGCUCAACGAUGCCGAUUACAAUCUCAACACGCCUGUGCACCUUGCAGCCACUGGGCCCAACGUGGAGAUCCUGCGCGACUUCCUCCAGCAGGGCGCCUCGGUACACCUGCGCAAUCGCAGCGGGCACACUCCUCUCUAUCUCGCGGCGGCUGCGGGGUUGAAGGAUCAUGUGGAGGUACUCAAGAGAGCUGGAUCGCACCUGCACACAGACGAGGUGCCACAAGCGCAGCUGCACAUGGCGGAGGGCGACGGCAACGCCAGCAUAUGGGAGUCUGUGAUUGGCUGA